Messenger RNA from Aspergillus tubingensis, 1209 nucleotides. Its product is annotated as GPI-anchor transamidase. Gene Ontology annotation, molecular function: GPI-anchor transamidase activity. The coding region runs from base 1 to 1209 and encodes 402 amino acids. Gene Ontology annotation, cellular component: GPI-anchor transamidase complex. Gene Ontology annotation, biological process: protein localization to cell surface; attachment of GPI anchor to protein; proteolysis. The record is from RefSeq and is a predicted model, not a curated record. Lineage: Eukaryota; Fungi; Ascomycota; Eurotiomycetes; Eurotiales; Aspergillaceae. The transcript has a single exon.
AUGUUGACGCCCUACUCAGGACUCCUUCGAGUCCUGCCUUUACUUCUACUCGCCCUCACCGUCACAGUGUCCUCCGAACAUACCUCCAACUGGGCCGUCCUCGUCUCAACCUCCCGUUUCUGGUUCAACUACCGUCAUCUCGCCAAUGUCCUCUCCUUGUAUCGCACCGUCAAGCGGUUGGGCAUCCCCGACUCGCAGAUCAUCCUGAUGCUCCCCGAUGACAUGGCCUGUAACCCUCGCAAUGCCUUCCCCGGAACCGUUUACAGUAACGCGGAUCGCGCCGUUGAUCUUUACGGCGACAACAUUGAGGUCGACUAUCGGGGGUACGAGGUCACCGUGGAGAACUUCAUCCGCCUUCUGACGGAUCGCCUGGACGAAGAUGUACCACGCAGCAAGCGACUUGGCUCCGACGCGGGCAGUAAUGUUUUGGUCUACAUGACUGGUCACGGCGGCGACCAGUUCCUGAAGUUCCAGGACUCCGAGGAAAUCGGAGCCUGGGACCUGGCGGACGCCUUCGGUCAGAUGUGGGAAAAGAAGCGCUACCAUGAGCUCCUGUUCAUGAUUGAUACCUGCCAGGCCAACACUAUGUAUACGCAUUUCUACUCGCCGAACAUCAUCGCCACCGGAUCCAGUGAGCUUGACCAAUCUUCCUACUCCCACCAUGCGGACAACGAUGUCGGGGUUGCGGUGAUCGAUCGCUGGACAUACUAUGUGUUGGAGUUUUUGGAGACACAGGUGACGAGUGCCAACUCGAAGCUCACGCUGGGCGACUUGUUCGACUCGUACGAUGAGUCCAAGAUCCAUUCCCAGCCGGGCGUCAGAUGGGACCUGUUCCCUGGCGGCGAGCAGGAGGGACGGCUUCGCACCGUGGCAGAUUUCUUUGGGAAUGUGCAGAACGUCGAAGUUGAGAAUGUUAAUGCGACCGAGCCAGGCUCGUUGCAGGAGGAUUUGAUUGAGAUUGCCCGACUCGUGAACAAAUGGCGCGCCCGCGACCAGGACUAUCUCGCCCGGCAGAACGAGUCCUUGGUGUCAAAGGAUGCCAGUGCGCAUAAGGAACCUUCCCCGCAUUACACGGUCAGGACCAAGGUUGGGCCGGCGAAGAUGUCAGAGGAAUCUACGUGGCAGAAGCGGUUGGUCGGGGUUUCCGUCGUGGGCGCGUGUGCUGCUGUCUGGCUUACGGGAUCGAUCUUGGGCGGGACCUCGGCUUGA